Diversispora eburnea is the source of this 3561-nucleotide messenger RNA. The record is from the annotation of a GenBank genome assembly. Lineage: Eukaryota; Fungi; Glomeromycota; Glomeromycetes; Diversisporales; Diversisporaceae.
AUGUCAGAAACAAAUUCUAGUGAAACUUUAUCGAUUCAGCAAGAAAAUUCCACUGUAACAAACGAUUUUUUGGGAAUAAGAUCCGAAAAUAAUCAAAGUCAAAAUAAUUCUUUUUCCCGAGGAGGUUACAGAGGUGGCUUUCGUAACAGCCGAUCCCAAAAUGUUAAUCUAGAAAAUACUCCCGUAUUAACUAACGAAACAAACGAGCAACCAAUAACGCAACCAAGUACUCAACCAAUAACACAACCAACAACGGUUGUUCAAAGGGAUAUUAAUGAAAGGAAUAAUCGUUAUGAAAGUGGAAGACAUCAUUUUCGAAAUAAACGUGAUCCAAGAAGUAAUCAGAAUACAAAUACACAAAACACUAAUUCCGAGACAAAUAGCUCUCGGGAAUCUCAAUCAAUAGGUAAUAAUUUGAGGAAUAGGUCAGAAUAUCGUGGUGGCAGAGGUGGAAGAUCAUAUGUAAAUGAAUCUCGUACUUCACCAAGUGAGAAUCAAGGAAUAAGUGAAGAUUCCUCAGCGAAUCAAAUAAAAGAUAACGUAGUUAAAGAAUCACUUCGUGAAGGUGAUUUAUCAUCUCAAGAAUAUACAAAACCUACUGGAUCUAAGGACAAUAAUGUUUCAGAAAAUAGAUCAAAAGUUCCUAAGGAAAAAAUAUCAUCAUCUCCUUCAACUUCAUCAAGUUCUAAUCAGAAAACUUUUCGCAACAACAAUCGAUCCAAAAUAUCAUCUAAAAAGGUUUCUCUUGAUGAGAUUAAAGAUGUACGAACUUCAAUAACACAUGGUUUAACUACUUCUACGUAUGAAUGCAUGAUAUGUUGUGAAGUAAUUCGACCUUAUAGCAAGACAUGGUAUUGUGGAGUUUGUUGGGCUGUUUUUCACCUUCAGUGUACGCAAAAAUGGGCACAAAAAUCAGUUCAAGAUGUAGGAUCUUGGCGUUGUCCGGGUUGUCAACAUAGAUUAGAGAAUAUUCCAGAAGUAUAUAAAUGCUUUUGUGGUAAAGUAGAAAAUCCGCAAAAUUCUAGAUAUUUUACCCCUCACAGUUGUGGUGAAAUUUGUAGAAGAAAACGAGAUUGUCCUCACGAUUGUACUCAGUUAUGUCAUCCUGGCCCGUGCGAUCGCACUUGCUCUGCUAUGGGACCAGUUCAACCUUGUUUUUGUGGUCGUGAGAAAUUUCAACUUCGUUGUGUCGAUACCGAUUAUUCAGGUGGAAGGUCUUGUGGAACUACCUGUGGUAAAUUACUUGGAUGCGAAAAACAUUAUUGUGAACAAGAUUGUCACGAUGGUUCAUGUAAAAGAUGUGAUGUUGUUGAAAUACAAAAAUGUUAUUGUGGUCAAACAGAACGUGAGGCCAAAUGUGGUGAAGGAAAUCCCAUUCAUUGUUAUAGAAAUUCAAAUGACAAUUCUGAUGACUGGACUGGCUUCUUUUCUUGUGAUUGUGUUUGUUCACGAUUACUUGAUUGUGGAAAACAUUAUUGUGAUCGAAAAUGUCAUUCCAACAGCGGUGAAGCUGAACCAUGUUUAUUGGAUCCUUCACGAGUUAAAAAUUGUCCUUGUGGUGCACGUUCUAUAGAAGAAUUACUUGGAUGCGAAAGGAUGUCAUGCACUGAGAAAAUUCCCCUGUGUGGGAAUCCCUGUAGAAAGUCUUUGAUGUGUGGCCAUUCUUGUACAGAUGUUUGUCAUUAUGGAGAAUGCAAACCUUGUACCGUUAAAGUUCGCAUUAAAUGUCGUUGCGGUAGCACCGAAUUUGAAAAGAUAUGUUCUGAAGUUACAGGAAAAUCCGGUGAACCACCAUUAUGUGAGAAAAUAUGUAAAAUGUUGAGAAAUUGUAGAAAGCAUGAAUGUAAUACCAAAUGUUGUCCUUCGGCUAACAUUAAACAGAAACAUUCCAAGAGGAGAUUUAUUCCUCAAGAAGAGGAAGAUCUAAAUCAUAUUUGCACUUUAAUAUGUGGGAAGAAAUUACAAUGUGGAAAACACAACUGUCAACUUCUUUGUCAUUCAGGACCCUGUAUGCGUUGCUUAGAGGCAACUUUUGAGGAAUUAUCAUGUCAUUGUGGUCAAACCAAAAUUUAUCCCCCAAUUCCAUGUGGGAUGGAAAUUCCUAAAUGUGAAUUUCCAUGUACUCGAAUUCCUCCAUGUAACCAUGCAGCUGUUACGCAUAAUUGUCAUCCUGAUUCGGAGCCAUGCCCUCCAUGUCCGUACCUCGUUAAUAAUAAAAAAUGUAUAUGUGGUAAAUCCACAAUUAAUAAUGUUAGAUGUCAUAAGACGAAUGUUAGUUGCGGAAAAGAAUGUGAUCGCCCUUUAUAUUGUGGAGGCCAUCGUUGCCGACGUUUAUGUCAUUCAGGAGAUUGUCUCGAUCCGCAAAUAUGUAAUCAAAUAUGUGGAAAACCACGUAAAGAUUGUGGACACCCUUGUACUUCUACAUGUCACGCUCCUUCAAGAUGUCCUGAAGAGACACCAUGUUUACAAAAAAUAACAAUUAAUUGCAAAUGUGGUAAUUUAUCUCGAGAAGUGACCUGUAAUUCGACUGUGGAAAAUCCAGCGGAUAAAGAUCGACAGUUAGAUUGUAAUGAUUUUUGUGCAAUGAUUGAAAGAAAUCGAAAAUUAGCAGAUGCAUUAGAAUUGAGUGAUCGUAUUGUUGAUGGAAAUUUGAUUAAAGAGAUUCCCGAAUAUGAUACGUUUUUACUUCAAUAUUAUGAAACUAAUAAGGAGUGGGCUAAAAAUAUUGAAAAUACCUUGACUGAAUUUAUCAAGUCUGUUAAACCAACAUUGAAUUUUUCUCCAAUGAAGUCAUCUCAUAGACAUUUCAUACAUGGAUUAUGUGUUCAUUAUCGAUUAACAUCCGAAAGCGUUGACGUAGAACCAUACAGAAGUAUUAUCGUGAAGAAAAAAUCCGACUCUACAAUUCCCCCAAUAUUGCUUUCUCAAACUUAUGCAAAGUAUGGUAAGAUGGGAAAUCAAUCUUUGGCAAAUGUAUCUUCCUCAUCAUCUAUUACGACUCCAGAACAAUCAAUUCGUAAGCCGAAGCAACCAGUUAAUGCUUUGUAUCUAGUGGAAUUGAAUAAAGGAUUAACAAAGGAAGAAUUACAAAAGAAUUUAGAUUCAUUAUUAGGCAAAAUUGCUUGUCAAACCAAAUGGAUCAACGAUGAAGAUGUAAUCAUUAUACCAUUCGUUGGUUCAAUGCAAAUGAAUGAUUUAGAAGCCUUGUUAAUGAAACUGAAGCUAUCUGCCAAAGAUAUAUUGAUUUCGAAAGGAAUUGUUGGGAACGCGGAAUUGUGUUGGGUUAAUUCCAAAUAUGAAGUUACUUGGCGAGAAAGAAGUAAAUUGUUAAACAAUCGCGGAUCAAAGGUUACUGCGGUUCCAUCAUCGAUAUCAAUAGAUAACAAAAAUUCAUUCGAAAUGUUGAUGAAUGUCAAAAAUUAUGAAUCAUCACAUACAGUUGAUUCAUGGGAUGCUGAUAUUGAUAAUAGCAAAAAUAAUUCCAGUAAACAAUUGCCCGUAAAUAUUACUAGUGAAGAUAAUAUUGUUGACGAUUGGGAAUUAUUAAGUGAUAAUGAGUAA